Messenger RNA from Trichoderma reesei QM6a, 3732 nucleotides. RefSeq lists its product as uncharacterized. The coding region runs from base 1 to 3732 and encodes 1243 amino acids. Lineage: Eukaryota; Fungi; Ascomycota; Sordariomycetes; Hypocreales; Hypocreaceae. The transcript is spliced from 3 exons. The record is from RefSeq and is a predicted model, not a curated record.
AUGGCGACUCCGACUCCGACUCUGGCUGAGAAGCUGGACAAGAUCAAGUCCCCGGGCCUUCAGAGUCAGCAGAAGACUGUCGUUGUCUUGCAGGCGGUCGAAUCAACACUGAAAGAGCAGAACACGCCUCCGACCCCCACUGGAUAUUUUGCCGCUCUCCUCGCUCUUCUCCAGCAGGCAGAGAACAAUGGCAGCGUCAACAUCGAAUUGGCCACUCCCGUGGUCUAUCUUCUCGACGUGGUCACCCCGUUCGCUCCGCAAGCCUUGCUCCGAUCCAAGUUCACCCAGAUCCUUACGCUGCUUGCGCCAGUUCUGUUGGCGCAAGAUGCGGAACCAAUCCUGCUGAGAACCUCAAUUGGAUGUCUGGAGUCCCUUCUUUUGGCUCAGGAUGCCGCUUCUUGGGAGUUGUCUGUCACCCAGAUCGGACCGCGACGUGCCGUUGCUGGUCUGCUGAACUUGGCCCUGGAUCAGAGGCCCAAGGUGCGAAGACGAGCCCAAGAUGCGCUCAAGAAGGUGCUGAAAAAUCCACCUCCCACCCCGUCUCUGGACCACCCGGCCGCGGACAUGUGCGCCCACACCGCGCUGAAGAACCUGGAGGACCUGGCCGCCCAGGCUGUGCAGGCACGAAAGGGCAAGAAGGCGCCCAGCACGACACACGACCCGGCAUUGAUCCACGCCCUUCAGCUGAUCAAGACAGUUGCCUCCGCGAGCGGUGGCUGGCCGAGCACCAAGAUCGAAUCUCUCUGCGAGCUCCUCCUCAACAUUGCCAAGACGGGCAAUGAGUACAUGACCAUGGCGGCCUUUGAGAUUUUCGAGUUGAUCUUUGAAGGAAUGACGGACGAACUCACUUCAGCAAAGCUCCCUCGCUUGAUGGAAAUCAUUUCCGAGCUGCGACCGGCUGCGAACGAUACUUCACUUGUCCCUCCGUGGCUUGCGAUUCUCUCUCGAGGAUACGAUGUGUCGGCGCAGGUCGAACCCGACGAAACUUUCCAAAACCUCCCGGAGCUCUUCACCAUGGUGGCGCAGUUCCUCCAGUCUGACUCUGAGAACAUUCGAAUCUCAGCUUCCGAGUGUCUGGUGUCAUUCAUGGCGAACUGCAUCCCGCCGCGUGUGAUUGUUGAGCCUUCAAUAUACGAUGAGAAGGUCCUGGAUAAGAUCGCAAAAGCCGCCGAGUCUCUGCUCAGCGUUCAGUACCAAGCCGCUUGGCUGCAGACCUUCAACGUGCUGGAGGCCAUCUUCACCGCCCUGCGAUGGAGGGCAAACCCGAUCAUGCUCAACGUCACCCGCACUAUCGGGGAGAUUCGAGAAAACCCGUCUUUCCGCAACAAGAAGGAGGCGGAUGAGGUUCUGGGCCAGGCCGUUCGAGCCAUGGGCCCCGAGGCAGUCCUCUCCAUUCUCCCCCUAAACAUCAUCAAGCCGGUCAAGGGCCAGGCCGGACGAGCAUGGCUGUUCCCGAUUCUCCGAGACUACACUAGCAACACAAACCUGGCCCACUUCAAGAGCGAGAUGGUGCCUCUCAGCGAAGUCAUGUUCCAGAAGGUCUUGGACCAUGGCGAAGCCGAGAAGACGAUGGAGAUCAAGAUCUACGAGACGCUGGUGCAGCAAAUCUGGUCUACUCUGCCGGGUUACUGCGACUUGCCCCUCGAUCUGAUGGAGUCUUUCGACCAGGCUUUCGCCGAGAUUCUGGCUAACCUUCUUUACAAGCAAGUCGACUUGAGGCUGGAUAUCUGCCGAGCUCUGAGGACCUUGAUCGAAUCCAAUCAAGCUAUUGCGAACAUUGAGGAGGAGGAAGAUGAUCUUCUUUUGCAAAGCCGGGUGACCAAGGAUGCCGCUCGCAAGAACCUGGCUUAUCUUGGCCAGUUUGCCGGCAACAUGCUCGCUGUCCUGUUCAACGUCUACACCCAGACCCUGCCUCAGAGCCGAGGCCCCAUUCUCCAGACCGUGAAUGCUUUCCUCAGCAUCACCCCUAGCCAGGAGCUCAUGGCAACGUUUGAGCGUGUCAGCCAGAUGCUUGCUGGAGAGCUCCAAAACGCGCCAGCUCCAGAGAAGAAGGCUCAGGGGCAAAAGUCCCAGGAUCACAUGCCAUCCACCGCACAGACUCUCAUGGAUCUCGUCAUCACAAUCUCGGCGUACCUCCCACGCGAGAGCUUUGCUGCUCUGUUUGAGAUUGCCACAGUCAUCAUCAACAGAGAAGAAGAGCCCCAGCUGCAGAAGAAGGCUUACAAGCUGAUACCCCGACUGGCAACUUCCGAGCUCGGCAAGGCUGCUCUGAAAGAGCGCAAUGCCGAGUUGCAGACUCUCAUCCUCUCCAGCUCGGAGAAGGUGUCCGCCCCAGCCAGACGUGAGCGAAUUGCCGCCAUCGCUGCGCUGUUGCCCUUUAUCCCCGACGACUGUCUUCACUUCAUCCCCUCUGUGCUGAGUGAGAUUGUCAUCUGCUGCAAGGAGAACAACGAGCGAGCGCGUGAAAGCGCAUACGACCUGCUGGUUCAGAUGGGACACAAGAUGGCCGCGGCUAACGGCGCCGUCAUCGACAACAGCAAGGUGCCUCACAUGCCCAGCGACGCGCCGCCCGCCACGGCCAGCAUCGAGGAGUUCUUCACCAUGGUGAGCGCCGGUCUGGCGGGAAGCACCCCCCACAUGAUCUCCGCCUCCGUCACCGCCAUCAGCCGCCUCCUCUACGAAUUCCGGUCAUCGCUGAGCGACCAGACCCUGUCCGACCUGGUGCAGACCAUGGAUCUCUUCCUGACCUCGAACAACCGCGAGAUCGUCAAGAGCUGCCUGGGCUUCGUCAAAGUCUGCGUCAUCAGCCUGCCGGUCGAGCUGAUGAUGCCGCGCCUGGACACGCUCGUGCCCAACCUCAUCAUCUGGAGCAACGAGCACAAGGGUCACUUCAAGGCCAAGGUCAAGCACAUCCUCGAGCGCAUGGUCCGCCGCUUCGGCUUCGACGCCAUCAACAAGAGCUGCCCCGAGUCCGACAGGAAACUCCUCGCCAACAUCCGCAAGACCAAGGAGCGCGCCAAGAGAAAGAAGGACGCCUCCAAGAGCGCCCACGACGACGACGACGCCAGCGACGAUGACGAUGAGCACGACGGCAAGCGGCAGUACGAAAACGAGUACGACCGCGCCCUGUACAGCAGCGACUCAGACGACUCCGCGGCCUCAGACGACGAAGACAACGCCCAGAAGCCCAGGAAGAAGGCUCAAAAGGGCGGCAAGACGUACAUUGUCGAAGACGACGACGAACCCCUCGACCUCCUCGACAAGAAGGCCCUCGCCAGGAUAUCAACCACCAAGCCCGUCAAGCUGCGCAAGCCGCAAAAGACAAAAGCAAAGACGGACCUCGACGGCAAGCUCAUCCUCGGCAAGGACAGCGACGACGACGAGGACGGCAUGGACGUCGACCAGCCCGCCGGAGGCGAGGACUCGGGCGUCGGCGCGUACGUCGCCGCCAUCAAGGGCCGCGACGCCGGCAAGCGCGGCCGCGGCGGCAAGCUCAAGUUCUCCAACAGGCGCUCCAAGGACGGCGACGACGGCGACGAGAUGGACGACGACACUGCCGUGGCCGUCAAGAACGGCAUCAGCCCCGGCCGCGAUCGCGGUGGCCGAGGCCGCGGCGCGAGGAGCGGAAAGGGCGGCAUCGCGGCUGGUCGGAGGGGACUCGGCUCGGAGAAGAGACAUGGCCCGCCGAUGGGUGCGGGAGUGGGCAAGGGGAAGAGGGGGGGCCGAAACUAG